Molecule: messenger RNA, 2712 nt
Organism: Chara braunii
Lineage: Eukaryota; Viridiplantae; Streptophyta; Charophyceae; Charales; Characeae
Source: the annotation of a GenBank genome assembly
AGGCACGACCGGCUGCUGCCGCAGGUCAGGGAGGAGUUUGAUCUUCUGCGGCGGAGCCUCGAAGGCGGUACGACCCGUCCAUGUACACAUAUCUGGAGUCGUGGGACACACCAUUGCCCCCGUCGGACGAGGAGCCGGAGAAGGAAGAACUUUCGACAUUGCCUCUCGCUAGCGGCUCGACUCAGUUGUGGUCGCAGACGGUGCGAGUAGGCGGGUCGGCUCCCGACGAAGGGGGCGAGUUCACGUCAUUGCUCCAUCAAGGCUUGCGGGACGACGACGGCGGAGGAGUUGAUCUGAGGUUCGAGUUGUGUUCUGGCGGCGGCAGGGGGGUGAGUCGUACGUUCAUCAUCGACGGAGAUCAUUCGGCACGUGGCGUUGAGCAUGGUGGAAGUCUGCAUACAAAGCAGUCCACACUUUGUCGCGCUGCACCCGUGACUGGCGCGGUUGGGCCAUCGCCAGCGGGAUGGCAUCAUGGAUCGACUGCUCCGUCUGUCGAUCGAUUGACACCGACCUGGCCCGCACCCCUCGGGGUGGCAGCAGGGCCCCUGCGCAUGGGCGGUGCACAUUCGAUGAUGCCUGCGUGCACAACACCGGUUGAAUCCGGAAUGAGGGACGAGGGAACGUGCAGAGAGCCGGUACGUCCACGACCCACUGUGGAGAACAUAACACGUGGAUUGUCGAACAUGAGGACACACAGUGAUGGAGACGAAGACGACGUUGGCUUCGGUGACGACGCAGACGAAGGGAUGAGGGAAGACGUGGAAGCGGGGGACGACGACGACGACGUUCCAAUUCGGCCUUUGGGGAAGACGGCUGGGAGGGGGAAAGGACGCGGCAAAGGUGGUGUCCGUGGUCGAUCCGUUGGCCGUGGAGGCAGAGGUGGCGUAAGUGACGAUGCCGGGAAGUCUCCAACGUACUGGUCUGCAGAAGAUCAAAUGCUCCGGGUGCGAUGCAAGCGGGAGCAAGAUAUGCACCUCCCCGGCUUGUCUCACAAUUACGGGCGGAUGAAGACAAAAGAGUGGAAGUGGGAGGACAUGUCGAAGCGGAUGGCGAAUGCGGGGAGGCCGAAGGACGCUGACGACUGCAUGAAGAAGUGGGACAAUCUGUUCCAGAACUACAAGAAAAUUCAGAGGUUUCAGAAUGCCAGCAGGCGGCCAGAUUUUUUCAGGCUGACGAACGAAGAGAGGAAGGAGCACAACUUCAAGUUCCGGAUGGACAGGGCGCUGUACAACGAGAUCCACGCAGGCACGUCCGGAUGGGGUGCAGCUGCCCAGGCGAGGAGCGGGUGGCGGGAGUCUGUUUGUUGUGAGGCGGCCGGUGAAGGCUGCCCUGACGAGCGUUCUUCUGCGAGGGAGUCCGGCAGCAACGUAGGCAGCGUGGCGGGAGGCGGAAAGCGGAAGAACGCGCGUCAGCAGGCAUUCGAGUCCAUCUCUGAUGUCAUGGAACGCCAUGGCGCACUGAUGUCGUCGACGAUCGAAUCCUCUAGCAAGCGGCAAUGCAGCAUCUUCACGAGGCAAUGCGACAUAUUGGAGCAGGAAGUUGCCGUCCAAAAAGCGCAUUAUGCGGCGUCCGAUGAGACGCAGAGGAUAAUGUGCCAAGCACUGUUGGAGAUCGUUGCCGCCAUCCGUGGUCGGUCGGCCAUCCGAGCGCUACACCGAGAUCGCUUGUGGGGGUCCCCAGCCAGCAUGUCUGUGCGAUUGAACGCCCGUGGCAAGAAGUGCGACGUCGCGCUUGACGAAACCCAAGCCCAGGGGAAAGGUCGUCGGCACGUUCCGAAGGCGAAGAGGCUACGUUUGGAUGAUGCGUCAGUAAGCGUGCAGCAUCGUGGUGCGCAAGGUUGGUCGCAGCCGGCGGAAGAGGACAACGACGAUGAUUUCAUGACGGAGGACGAUCAAUGCGAGGCGAUGGCGUCUGCAGGACGGGAGAGUGCCAGGCAGCAUACUACGGACCAGAGCGCUUCGAAGAGGAUGUCAACCCUUCUGCCGGAGGUGCAGCAGCUGCGUGUCCGUGAAACGUGGAAAGAGAAGGGUGUUGUGGUGGACCUUGGCGGCGAGGACGACGAGCCUUUGGAGAGACGUCGCCUGCGCAACAUUGCGCGUGCAAUGUGGUACGGCGAGGAGUGGCGCAACGUCGUCGGCGCGCCGAUCUGCGCCCACACGAUAGAUCUUAACAUGGACCUUCCACUGUGGUACGCCGAUGUGAAUAUCGAGGACAGACCUGAGGACGACGACAUGGCUGCGUACCAGGAGUCCACCGUCAUCAGCAUCGCGCAUUCGUUCUGCUCGGCGGUGCAAAUGGGUGCUCACAUCGACGACGAUUUCAUCUCCUACGAGCGUCUAUGUCGGGUGGCUGAUUGCUUCAGGCUGUUGCUGGCGGCGUCCAUGUGGAUUAUGCGCAUGGCGGGAGACGAUCCGCGCAGUCACUACGAAGCGUUUUACUUCGCGGAUCUCGUCGCCAGGCCGACACUAAUCACCUCCAUGCAUCGGUCCUUCGAUCAUCGACGAUCCGUCACCCGCGCCGCGAACGUCGUCACAGAGAGGCUUGGGAAGGCGAAAGUCACGCUCGGAGUGUACCCCGACUACAUCCCCGAUUGGGCACCAUGCGGCAUCGGAUUUGCGCACGACGCGACCAUCAAGGUGCCAGAGGAUGCGAAGAGGCUGGAUUAGUUGGGUUCGGACACCGCCGAUGAUGAAAUCAAAGGCGAAGGAAAAG